Folsomia candida is the source of this 2251-nucleotide messenger RNA. RefSeq names its product sodium-coupled monocarboxylate transporter 1. The record is from RefSeq and is a predicted model, not a curated record. NCBI's taxonomy places the organism in Eukaryota, Metazoa, Arthropoda, Collembola, Entomobryomorpha, Isotomidae. The coding region runs from base 178 to 2100 and encodes 640 amino acids. Gene Ontology annotation, molecular function: symporter activity. Gene Ontology annotation, biological process: sodium ion transport; transmembrane transport. Gene Ontology annotation, cellular component: membrane. The transcript is spliced from 14 exons.
CAUUAAUUUCGCCUAUCUAAUUUUUUAUUUUAUCUCUUGAGGAAUUCCUAAAUAAUCCCAUUAUUCAAUAUUACUGCAUACAUACAUAAUAAUCAGCAAAUUAGCGUCCGACGCCCGCCCCUCGUGCGCGAUCUUAUUUCGCUCAAGCAUUAUGACGAACAGACCAGACGAGGCAAGAUGUCAUCUUCACCGCUCCCCGAGACCACGACGGCUUCGACGCUGUUGGAGGUCUUGAAAGGCAAGUUUGGUUGGCCAGAGUAUGCCGUUUUUGGCGUUGUGCUCAUCAUCUCAGCCGGAAUUGGGGUGUUUUUCGGAUUCUUUUCGAAAAGGGAGCAAAAUAAUGAGGAGUUUCUUAUGGGAGGGAGACGCAUGUCGGCGUGGCCGGUGGCGCUGUCACUGGUUUGCAGUUUCGUGUCGGCAAUCACGAUGCUUGGUAACCCUGUCGAGACUUAUCUUUACGGGACGCAAUAUCUCAUCAUCAUCAUCGCCUUUAUUCCGAUGAGUUUCGCUUUGUACUAUAUCUACGUUCCUGUAUAUUUCAGACUGAAUCUCACUUCUGCGUAUGAGCUCCUCGAGAUUCGAUUCAACUUUCCAGUCCGAUUGGUCGUCUCAAUUAUUAAUUGUCUUUAUCUGAUUUUCUACAUGUCCCUCGUCGUGUACGGACCAAGCUUGGCCCUAAACCAGGUCACCGGUUUCGAUACAAUCCUCUCGGUGGGGAUCAUUUUCGUGAUUUGCAUCUUCUACUCGUCCAUUGGCGGGUUUCGCGCCGUUCUUUGGACCGACGCCCUCCAAGCCAUCAUUAUGAUCGUGUCCAUCGCCAUCGUGGACAUUAAAGGGAUUGCGGACCUUGGUUUUUCCAACAUCUGGUCGAAAUUGGAGGAUUCUGGUCGCGUAGAAUUUUUCCGAUUUGAUCCAGACCAUAGGACGAGACAUUCCGUGUGGUCGGUCCUCUUUGGUGGCUACUUCCUUUAUUUGACCCUUUUCGGCGGUACGCAAGCCAACAUUCAGAGAUAUGCGAGUAUGCCGGAUAUGAAAACGGUGAAAAAAGCACUCAUUAUCAACUAUGUCGCACUCACCAUUACCAUUUUCCUCUGCACUGUCUCUGGGCUCAUCAUCUACGCCAAGUAUGUAGACUGCGACCCCAUCAGGGCGAAUUUGGUGGAAGCCUCCGAUCAAAUUCUGCCCCUGUUCGUGAUGGACAUUCUCGGCGAUUAUCCCGGCCUUCCAGGAAUUUUCGUGGCAGGCAUAACGUGUGCUAGUCUUUCUUCCGUGUCGAGCGGGUUAAACGCCUUGGCCGCCAUCAUUACGGAAGACUACAUCAAACGAAUCAAACCCGACUGCUCGACAAAAACCUUGUUCAACAUGUCGCGAGCCAUCUGCGUCAUCUCGGGCGUCCUCUCAUUCGGAUUCGUCUUCAUCGCGAGAGGAAUGGGUGACAUUUUUCCGGCCGCUAUCUCAUUAAUUGGUAUGCUUCUCGGUCCAACCCUGGGCAUUUUCACGUUGGCGAUGGUGUUUCCGUGGGCGAAUUCAUGGGGCGCCUUAGCUGGCGUGCUGGCGUCGUACAUUUUCGCCACGGUUAUCGGUCUCGGUUCAGCGGUGGAACAAGCCGCAGGAAAUCUUCCCGAUCAAGCAAUGUCACUUUCAACUGCAAAUUGUGUGGGGUUACCGAACGUGAAAAAUUCUACCAAUCCGGCCCGUUGGGACAGUUGGAAGGAUGGCUUUGAAGAUUCGUCAGGAUAUAUCCAAUUUGUAUCCACUUCGUACCUCUUCUUCCCACUGAUCGGAGCUUUAGGGACGCUUAUCUUUGGUCUCUUCUUCUCCGCCGUGGCGCAACUUAUCGGGAUAAAUAGUGAUCCCCCGGUACGACGAGAUUGCAUCAGUGACUGCUUCAUUUGGUUUUGGACAAAACUCUUUCCCAAUGAAAUGGCAAGGUUGAUGCAGCCGGAAGAUUACAAAGAGCCGGUGAAGACGUCAAGGCCGACCACUAAUGGAUCUCUUUCCGAGAAAAAGUUAAGCACAAUAUCGGCAACCUCACCCCCACCACCGUACAAUCCCAACUUGGAGGAUCGCGACGAACUCAGCGCAGUCGAAAAGUUGUGAACAACUAAAUAAACAAAAAUCCCAUCAAAUAUUAUUGUAACACAUUUUUAUAAAAUUAAAUUAAAAGUAGUUUUUAUAUCAAUUUAUGAAAUCAAUCUCUGAGUUAAAAGUUAUGUAAUAAAUGGGUAAUAAAUAUAAUCUACAUAAGUCA